Messenger RNA from Pararge aegeria (speckled wood butterfly), 797 nucleotides. It is a transcript of the gene Bet5, whose product is annotated as trafficking protein particle complex subunit 1. Gene Ontology annotation, cellular component: TRAPP complex. Gene Ontology annotation, biological process: endoplasmic reticulum to Golgi vesicle-mediated transport. The coding region runs from base 116 to 553 and encodes 145 amino acids. The transcript is spliced from 2 exons. Lineage: Eukaryota; Metazoa; Arthropoda; Insecta; Lepidoptera; Nymphalidae. The record is from RefSeq and is a predicted model, not a curated record.
UGUCAGAUUUCGUUGUCAAAUAUAAUUUUUUAUGUUCGCAUUGUAUUGUAAACAUAGCUUUGUGAUUUAAUAUCAGAGCUGUGAGGUUCUAUUAAUGUAAUAAAGCCUCAGUAAAAUGACAAUUUAUAAUUUAUACAUUUUUGAUCGAUAUGGAACCCUCCUCUACUAUGGAGAAUGGAACCGAACAAAGCAAGCCGGAAUGUCUCGAGAGGAGGAAGGAAAGCUGAUGUACGGCAUGCUGUUCUCUAUAAAAUCAUUUGUUGCAAAGAUAUCACCACUGGACCCAAAGGAUGGAUUCCUUAACUAUAGAACAUCAAAAUAUACUCUGCACUGCUUAGAAACACCUUCAGGGCUUAAAUUUGUAAUGAAUACAGACAACCAAGCUCAAGGAGUUAGGGAAUUGUUAAAAAAGAUUUAUGGUGAAAUCUAUGUCAAAUAUGUAAUAGGUAAUCCACUCUGUGGCAUUGGAGAGCCUAUAAGUAGUGAAUUAUUUAAGAACAAGCUUGACACAUUCAUUAAACAGGCACCUCUAAGUACUGUCCGAGCAUCUUGAUGAUUUGUAUUCAUUAUUAAAUUAGCUAAAGUAGGAGACUAUGAAGAACAGGAGAACCUAUUAAAAACAAUUAUAACAAAAAGUACAAUACUUAUGUAUUCAGGCUAAAUAUUUUAAAUAUAUUGUGAAUUAGUCCACAAGAUGAAACAAGUUAUUAAUUGAGAUAAUAUUGAGAUAUUCAUAAUGUAAGGUUGUAAGUUAUUGUAAAAAAAAAACAAAUUUAAUAAAGGAAAUUUAUCAUAAA